AUGCUCAAUCCGAGGACCUCUUCACACGCUCAGGAUGACCACAAGAAGAAGAGCAAUGACUUUCUUCCACCUCUUCCGAGGUCCCAAUCAAUUCAUCUUGAGGCCACAAGAAACAACAACAACAACAUUAAAAACACAUCUGGAAGCAAUACAGGAAAAUCAACCGUGCGUCUGAAAAGGCCUCAACGACCACCAAUGAUGAUGACGAUGGGAACGUCAAGUAGUAAUGACAUCAGCACGAAUGCAAGUUCUCUCGUAAAGAGUAUCCCGAGCUCGUCCUCUAUUGUAGAUAAUUUACUGAGUAAAUUAAAUGAUGAACAAAAGAGAGCGGUUAGUUCUCGGAAUGAUCAAGUGAUUGUCAUGGCAGGUCCAGGAACAGGAAAAACAUCCGUCAUUACCUAUAGAAUUUUUUAUUUGGUGCAUGAAAUGAAAGUAAACCCAAGCAAAAUUUGUGCUCUUACUUUUUCCAAGGCAGCAGCGAAUGAAAUGAAAGAGAGAGCGAGUCGAUUGGAUGAACGAUUAAAUCAAGUAACAUUUAGCACGUUUCACUCGAAAGGUCUUGCUUUAUUACGUAAAUAUAAACUUGUGAAAUCAUCUUACAAGAUUGCAGAUGAUAGAACUAUCCUGUCUAUAAUGUCUGACAUCAUUGCAAAACAUGAAAUUACUGAAGAAUGCACACCGAGUCAAAUGAAAGAUUGCGUGGCUCUUGUGAAAAACUCUGGAAUUUCACCAAAUGAAGUAACCUCCAAGUUGAAACCAUCAGAUUUGAAUAUAUCAUUACGAUAUUUUGCUCCAUUCUAUCAAGAAUUCGAGGAAAUUUUAGAAAAGAAGAAUAUUCUAACUCACGAAGAUUUAAUUUUUAAAAUUGUAAAAAUAUUGAAGGAAAAACCUUCUCUCCUCAGUCAAGUCUCAAACGACAUUGAAUAUUUACUUCUCGAUGAAUAUCAAGAUACAAACGACUUGCAAUAUGAAUUUACCAAGUUGCUGGUGAAUAAGCACAAGAGAAUAUUUUGUGUGGGAGAUUCAAAACAAGCAAUUUUUGGUUGGAGAUUUUCAAAUGUACAUAACUUUGUAAAUAUUGCUUACGACUUUCCCAAUGCCGAUAUUAUCAUUCUCAAACAAAAUUAUAGAAGUACAUCAAAUAUUCUAAAUGCUAGUUUUGACAUGUUACUCGAAAACUACUCCAAAGAUACCUCUAACAACUCUACCAAACCCAACAUUGAAUCGAUUAUACUGGAUGAUUCCAAGUCAAGACUUAUUUCUCAGAAAGGAAAUGGACCAACAGUCACCAUCAAAGAAUUUGUGACUCACAUGGAGCAAAUUAACUUUGUAGUAGAAACAAUCAAACAAGAAAUAAGUAACAACAGUAAUAGGAAAUACGGCGAUUUUGCAAUACUAUCUAGACUAAAUAGCCUUCUUAAGCCCUAUGAAAUUGAGCUAGGAAAGCACAGUAUACCAUUCGAGUCCAAACAGAGUGAGAGCUUUUUAAAAUCUGCAUGGAUUCAAGUUUUAAUUUCAUAUCUGGAUACGGUCGAUAGCAUUUCAAGAGGUAGUCUAAAUAGCAGAUCACUAGAUCACAUCACAAAUAUUCCUGAUCGAGGAAUUUUUACAGAGACAAAAUCAGCACUAAUAGACUGUCUCUCUAAUGGUAUCUCUAUUUCUGAGCUUAUUGACAUUAUUGAGAAAAGAGUCAAGUACAAAAUCACCUUAACACUAAGACGUCAAAUUCCCUUCUUAAUCGCAAUGGAUAACGAAGAAAAGAAAUCAGUCAUUACUUUCUUGAAUCAUCUAAACCGAAUGAAUGAAAUGACAAACUCUGUCUCCUCUCUGAUCCAAUACAUCCUAAAUAGAGUUGGUGUGGAAAGUUACUUGAAACAAAAAUACACAUCCAAUUAUGAAAUGUGUGAAAAAGAUAUUGAGGAAUUAUUGAGAAUUGCAGAGAACAGUGAAACUCUCUCGAAAUUCCUCCAAGAAAUCAAUGAAGAUGAGGCCUCUAAAAGUGGUAGUGGUGCUAGAAAUGGUGUCUCCCUUCUCACCAUGCACUCUUCUAAAGGUUUAGAAUUCGAGUACGUAUUUGUGACAGACCUUGUGGAUGACAUUUGCCCUCAUUUUCGAUCGAAGGGAAGUUCUAGAGAGGAACAAGAAGAAAAGAGAUUACUCUUUGUGGCCAUGACAAGAGCCAAGUGGAAAAUGUACCUAUUGACCACCAAGACCAAACUCGCACAGGAAGAUCGAAUUGAAAUGGCCGAGAGCACACCAUGGCUGAGAAAUCUCACUAAAAAGCCAUACAUUGACUUUGAACCAAUUUCAAGAGCAGUUACCAAUCAAAUGGAACAGGCAGAAGAUUUGUCUCUCUUCAUGAAGAAUUAUAUGGAGAGUCAAAAGUUAUUAUUGGAACAAGACAAUAAUACGACCAAUACAGGAAGUGAAGUGGUGAACAAUCGUCAUGACACUUUAUCUUCAAAACAAUCAGAAAAAAAGAAAGGACAAGAGAGGGAUUUAUCUGUUGAGAAAUUGUUUACUUCUGCCAGUAGUGAAGUAAAUAAUACUGCUUCAUCCUCAAGUACAGCACCCUCUAAGGGCCACAACAUGGGUUCAAUUUUUAUGAACGCCUCACAAUACAUCUUGAAAAGUGGCAUGCCAACUCUUCAUUCAGAAAGGAUAGGAGGAAGUGAUUUUGAAGAAAACACUUCACAUCCUCUUUCCAAUACAUCACAAUUGCCUUCACACAACUCUUCUUCAAUAGAGAAACAAAAGAAAGAAGAAGAAUUUGAAUUCAAGUUUGUAGAUGAAGAAGAAGAACAUUCAGAAAUUUCAAGUUUUAGUUUUUCGCCCAAGAUACCUGUGGCAAAGAGAACAACAAUGAUGAAAGACACCGAAAUUAUUGAUUUGGAUGAACUUUGGUUUGAAGAUGAAGAAGAAAAAACAAUUGAAAUCGAUGAAAAUCUUUUAACUUCUACCACCUCUCCUAAAAUUGACCCGAGCCAAUCCAAAAAGCGCAAACUUUGA
Molecule: messenger RNA, 3009 nt
Organism: Naegleria fowleri
Lineage: Eukaryota; Heterolobosea; Eutetramitea; Acrasida; Naegleriidae
Exons: 6
Coding region: 1-3009 (1002 amino acids)
Biological process (GO): recombinational repair
Cellular component (GO): nucleus
Molecular function (GO): DNA binding; 3'-5' DNA helicase activity; ATP binding
Source: RefSeq, a predicted model, not a curated record